CCUCCCGGCUGGCCCCGCGCACGCGCUAAAUGGCGGCGCCUCGGCUCCUGCUCCGCGCGGGGGGGAGACCCCGGGCCUGGUACCAGCAGCCCCUGAGGCCGGGGGGCCCGGGCAGAGGUAGCAUCCUGGGGCCAGCCGGACCAUGGAGCCGGCAGGAGGCGCUGGGGCUGCUGGAGGCAGCGGUUGUGUAUCGGGCAGGGCCACUGGUGGCCGUCAGCAAGCCCCCGGGCCUGGCUGUGACAGGCAGUCCAGGGCAGCUGAGUUUGGUUUCACUGCUCCCAGAUCUGAGCCAGAGGCUGUCCCUCCCUCCUGAGCUCCACGUGGUCAAAACAGCUGGGAAAGACGGUUCUGGCCUUGUGCUUCUCUCCGGCUGCCCUGGCACCACGCAGCAGCUCCAUGCAUUCUUCACGCAGCUCCGGAGAGCAGGGCGCCCCCCUGCCACUUACCGCGCUGUCACUGCCGGGAUCCCAGCUGCCGUGGAGGGGGAGAUCCGCACAGGACUGAAGCUGGAGCAGGUUGGGGACCUGCAGCUGGUGGUGCCGGUGGCUGCCCCGUCCCGACGGGAGGUGGAGAGGAAGGAGGUGAAGCAAACCCUGACUCGCUACAAGGUGCUGGGCGUGGCUCCGGGCUGUGGCCUGGUGCAGCUCCAGCCCAUGACAGCCUUUCCUGGCCAGCUCCUGGUGCACCUGACGCUGCUGCUGUGUCCUGCGCUGGGUGACCACGUGUACUCUGCCCGUGUGGGCACCGUCCUGGGGGAGCCCUUCCUGCUGCCUGUGGGGAGUGCUCUGCCACGCACACAGGUCCUGGGUGAGCAGCUGCUCCGCAGGCUGCGCCUCACUCAGCAGCUGCUGCAUCGCCUGCCACUGCAUCUCCACCUGCACCAACUGCUCCUCCCGACAGCUAUUCUCACUGCGCCGCCUCCGCCCUUCUUCCUCCAGACGCUCCGUCUGCUGGGACUCCCUGGGGGCCAGAGUGCACCGUGACCGGGUGCCCCCUGGGGUGGCCCUGCUCAGCUGGACCCACCCUGACCCAGAAGGCCACAGAAGCAAGAGGCAGGCCCAGCUCUGUGGCAGAGAGGCCAUUUCCCAAGCGGAAAAGGAGCAGAACUCACCCCUGGGGCUGCUGCUAGCAGAGCUCUAGGUUUGGGCUCUGCAUCCCGCUGGUGGGACUCCCUGCAGGGAUGGUCUCUGGGAAGGCUGGAUAGCCGUGAACAUGCCCCCUGCUCCGUGCAGGCUGGUGGUGCCCCUGGAGUGCUGCUCCAGACUCCUCCGCCUCGGUGCGGGGGCGGGCAGGACAGCCCCCUGGUGCCCCACCUAGGGUCUGCACUGCGCUCCCUGCCACCAGCAGCCUGGUUCUUGGGGUUAGCCACUCUGAUCUUUACGUGGUCCAAACAGCGGAGCUCCCGUGAGCUGAUCCUUCUGCCUCUCGGGACCUUUCCUGCUCUUCCCCAGGCCCCCCUCCCCCCAUUUCUCAGCCAUGCCAAACUGUUGGUUUGGGGUCUUGUCUCGUGGCCCCCUCUGGCACCUCUGCAAGGGCCUUGGUCCUCCCUGCCCAUCCCAUGUCCCCGUGUCUCCUUGCUGAGGCUGCCUGUGUCAGGGAUGUUCAGCAGUGCAUUAGGGACUGGGUCGGGUGCUCCCCCAGCGGCUGGGAUCAGCAGCCCCUCCUUGGAGGCAGGACCCUCACUGCUGCUCCCAUCUGCAGUUGUCCCAUCAAAGCAGUGUGUCCCCAGCUACGCCCCUGCUGUUCCCUUGUGCUAGUGGGGCUGGGGUUACAGGCAGCUGGCUGGGCAGAGGAGGGCUGCCACCGCCUGGCAGGGGUGCUCCCUAUAGCUAGCCUGGGGGGCGGCCCGGCUGCGUGCAGACACAGCAUAGCCCAUCUCCCAGUGACGCUCCAUGCGGCGACAGCACCUCACCCCACACCCUGGGGAGGGGUGUCUCCGAGCAGCUUUAAAGCCCUGGGGGUGCUGGCACCAUGCUCCUGGGUGGGUGGGGCUAAAGCCCUGAGGGGAGGGACUGAAAGAUCCAGGCCCCCCCAGCCCAGCAGGCUUCACAAGGGGAGAUGGCAGCAGUGAGCAUGUCCCAGGAGCCCUUGAACUGGCUGCCACUAGGAAUAAGCUGUUGCAAGGAGCUGUGAGCAGUAGCGGUUAAUUUCCCUCUGCUGGGUGUGAGGCUGUCCUGGGGGGUGCAGCAGUAACCGCUCCCCCUGCAGGUCGAGCUGAACUGGGCCUGGAACCAGGCCCAGCUUGGAGGUGAGUCCUACUGCCAUGGCCCUGCCAGCCUCUUCCUGGCCAGAGAGCAGAAAGCCGCCUGGGAGAGGCAACUUCUCUGGCCCGGGCCCUGCCUGUGAGUGUGGCCUUCAGGGGCUUCUCCCAGGAGGGCAGGCCCCCUUGGGCCAUCUUCAUGGCCCUGGAGCCAUUAGAGCAGCGGGGCCAGCACAGACCCCCUGCGAUCCCGUGCGUUAGAACCAGGGUAUGUUCUGUGUAUGUGCCCUGACUGCAUCCGAACCAUGGUGCCAGAUCCUCCCAGGCAAGGGCAAGUGCAGGUGGGGGGCUCUGGCUUUCUGGUGUUUGCACUCCCGUGUCGUCCUGGGGUGGUUCGGGGAACCCUGUACACAGCAGGAAAGUGCUGGAUCACUGGACACCUCCAGGUAGGUGGAGUUUGCCCUGGGCUGUCAGGUUGCGCCCUCCAGCCCAGGGAGAGGGGGCAGUGGUACCCCGGGGACGGCUCUGCUAGCCCAGUGGCUACGCUAAGGAGGGGCCUGGGCUGGGAGCAGUUGAAUCCCCAGGUGCUAGAGGUGGGGUUUUAUAAAUGCUGAGGAGCUGCCUGUUUUGGUUAGACGUAGUCAUCACAUGACAGAAUCUUUAAUUAAAGCUGAAUCUUUAAUUC
Messenger RNA from Mauremys mutica (yellowpond turtle), 2885 nucleotides. RefSeq names its product RNA pseudouridine synthase D3 (gene RPUSD3). The record is from RefSeq and is a predicted model, not a curated record. NCBI's taxonomy places the organism in Eukaryota, Metazoa, Chordata, Testudines, Geoemydidae. The transcript is spliced from 9 exons. Gene Ontology annotation, molecular function: pseudouridine synthase activity; RNA binding. The coding region runs from base 30 to 983 and encodes 317 amino acids. Gene Ontology annotation, biological process: pseudouridine synthesis.